UGAAAAAUCACGAAUAUAAUCAUGUCAUGAGCGAACAUGACUCGUCGACGAUGAUCGCCACUCCAGAACGCCGAGCUUUAACAUCUCGAUCAUGGGCGGCCGCGGACGCAUAAAGCGCCAACAAGUCAACACCGACGAUGGCUGGACAGUCAUUACCCACGGGCUAUCGAAGCUCUCAGUCGGUGCAAAGAAGGGCAAAGGGAGUAGUCAAAGACACAAUGCUGCCCAAACAAACUCAAUGCCAACGGCCAUUGUAGACGGCUUGACAGCCGAAAAGAUGCUCCAGGAUUUCCACAACCGCACUGAGAAAUGGAAAACUACGGCGUGCGCGCAACAUUUGAAGAGUGUGUUGGUGAGGAGAGAAUGGGAUGUGAAUGAAGCUGUUUGUAUUGGUAUUGGCAGCUUUAGUCGCGAUUGGGAGCAUAGACAUAGGGCUAUGUGGCAGCUCGUUCUCUUCAUGUCUGUCGUUUCUUACUUGCGAGAGUCCGGUCCAGAGGUAAAACUCUACGCCCAAGAACCAGCCUUCGCCGACCUCGAUCACAAGUUCCUCUCCCUCCUGUCUAUCCACGUCUGCGCCGAAGACAUCGCGACAUACAUUACGCCUCGGUCUUUUGUUUUCAGUCCGUUUGUCGAUUGGUACAUACUCCUGCCGAUUUUCCUAAAAGGCAAGGAUCCAGUACUGUAUGUGGGUAAUGAGAUCUUGGACGACUAUGAAGCAUUCGCGCAGAGUGAGGAGAAGAGGGAGAGGCUGGGGGAGUGUAAUGAGUUGGGGCGGGAGUGGCUGGAGAAGAGGGAUGUGGUGAGGCUGGGGGAGUUUGAGAUGCAUCCGCAUGCGUUGAAUGGGAUGGUCGUGUAUUGGGUCGAGGACGAAAAUGGUGGUGAUAAUGGACUCGAGGCGAGCAGCAAAGAGAAACUUGAUGGAUCCACUAUAGGGCAGGCAAAUGACAGAGGGCGGAUGACAGGAGCAGAAGGGCAAAGUGAAGAAGCAGCAGGAAAGAACGCAGAACCAGAACCAAAAACAGAAAAAUGA
Macroventuria anomochaeta is the source of this 1030-nucleotide messenger RNA. RefSeq lists its product as uncharacterized. The record is from RefSeq and is a predicted model, not a curated record. The transcript has 2 exons. Bases 92 to 1030 code for a protein of 312 amino acids. Lineage: Eukaryota; Fungi; Ascomycota; Dothideomycetes; Pleosporales; Didymellaceae.